CCACGAAUCACAGGAUAUUGAUACAUACAACAUUAUCGAGCUAUAAAAAGUACAGCUCUUUGUCUCUGCGACCGAUGCAGUCCUUGGCUCGUUCUGCCCGCCAUGUAGCCUCUCGAAAUCCGGCUGGCGCCACAAUUUUCAACCUCAAUGCCUCGACACAAAUUUCGUCCUCGGCGCGAUGGAGCUCCAGGUCUCAAGUAUCACCACAGAGGCGCGCCAAAUUCCAGGCGCUUCCAGCGUUCUUCGCUUGGACCGUAGCUGGUGGAAUAGCUUUUUAUUCCGCUCAGCUCCUUGUCGCCGCGCGGCAGCCCUGCGCCAACCCCAACAUCUCCGACCUGGCUCAACAGACCGAUGUCUCUACGAGAUACGAUGACACAGCCGACAAGUUCGAUUCCGAGGUUGGGUUUUCGGAAUGGCUGAUGGGAAUCUUAAAGAUCCGAAAGGAACUCGCGCAGCAAUGCAAGGGUCACGUACUAGAAGUCAGUUGUGGAACUGGUCGAAAUUUGGGAUACUUCGAUGUGUACACCAAAGGCCAAGUCGAUAGCUUGACAUUUGUCGAUCUGAGUGCUCCGAUGAUUGACAUCUGCAAGAAGAAGUGGGUGGCUCUGUACGCCGGAAAAGAAGCAUUGCUCAAGCCUGGCCUGGUCGUCCGCUUUCUCCCUGCCACGGCUCUCGAUCGACUACCACUCGCCCCGACUGCGGAAGGACCGAAGAAAUAUGAUACCAUCUUCCAGACUAUGGGUCUCUGCAGCACACCUGAUCCAGGACAGCUCAUUGCGAAUAUGGUCGAGCAUCUAGACACGUCAAACCCAGACGCGAGAAUUAUUCUGCUCGAGCACGGACGGAGCUACAGGCAGUGGCUCAACAACAUUCUGGACGGAAGUGCGCAGAAGCAUGCAGAGCUUCAUGGAUGUUGGUACAAUCGCGAAAUCGGAGCUCUUGUCUCCGAGGCGGCUGAGCGAUGCGGUCUCGUCCUUGUCCGCGAGAGACGGUAUCAUCUUGGUACCACUUGGGUAGUUGAGCUCAAACCCGCCAAAGUCACGAAACCAGCGCCCCCGAUGGCUCAGACUGGGGAUCAGCAAUCUCAGCCUAAGAAGACUCUUUAUCAAAGGAGCAAGGAGUUUAUUAGCAAGCCAUUCAGCGGGAUUGCGCUGAAGCUAUAAGUGUGCAGAACAAUCUUCGUAACAAGCCCUCACAUUCCACCCGCGGACGUUGAGCAAAACAUUGAAUCUGAUUGUAUCUGGUUUGAAAAUCUCGUUGCGCGCACUUUGGCGGAGAUAAAUGGGCGACAGCGGUAAGUUACACUCGUCCCCCGGCACGGCAAUGAUUGCCAAUCACACCUACAUGAUGAUUCACCAAUCCAAAAUAUGUUUCAAGACGGGGCGGAGAGGCUUCGGCCUUAGUGAAUGAGAAGAUUACGACUGAACACAUAGAUUUCUACGAGAUGUUACGUUCGAGCUGUUUGCUCCUGAUCAAACGCUGACUGGUAUCGAGCAGGCGGAGGGAGAAACGGAAGUCGCGCGAGUCCACGGAACAACGGACGUUGAGUGAACAUAUGGAGCAACGAACGUCGAGCGAGUCCACAGAGCGACCAACGCCGAAUGAAUCUAUGAAGCGACCGCC
This is a messenger RNA of Dissoconium aciculare CBS 342.82, 1623 nucleotides long. RefSeq names its product S-adenosyl-L-methionine-dependent methyltransferase. NCBI's taxonomy places the organism in Eukaryota, Fungi, Ascomycota, Dothideomycetes, Mycosphaerellales, Dissoconiaceae. Bases 75 to 1163 code for a protein of 362 amino acids. The transcript has a single exon. The record is from RefSeq and is a predicted model, not a curated record.